This is a messenger RNA of Sphenostylis stenocarpa, 264 nucleotides long. NCBI's taxonomy places the organism in Eukaryota, Viridiplantae, Streptophyta, Magnoliopsida, Fabales, Fabaceae. The record is from the annotation of a GenBank genome assembly.
AUGUGCCCUCUGAGGUUUAUCUUGGUGUUCUUCUCCGCCGUUCUGGCUGGUUAUUUUGCAUGGAAAACGUUGCGUUCUGACGCGAAGAUCGAGGUGUUUUCUGAGGAUUCUGCUGAAGAAGAGAAAUCAUCCAAGAAGGAAGAUUUUGAUUUCAAAAAGAUGAUUCAGAAUGGAUUUUGGGGUUUCGUUGACAUGGCCAGCGGGAGGUAUCUGUGGAGGAAUUUGAGGCCAACGAAUAAAGAGGGUGAAUUGAAGAGCUCUUAA